Mugil cephalus (flathead mullet) is the source of this 1660-nucleotide messenger RNA. RefSeq names its product aldo-keto reductase family 7, member A3 (aflatoxin aldehyde reductase) (gene akr7a3). The record is from RefSeq and is a predicted model, not a curated record. The transcript is spliced from 7 exons. Lineage: Eukaryota; Metazoa; Chordata; Actinopteri; Mugiliformes; Mugilidae. Bases 171 to 1247 code for a protein of 358 amino acids. Gene Ontology annotation, molecular function: oxidoreductase activity.
AACUUUGAACUGGCUGAACCAAAGACCAAGACGCCAAAUUGCUGCUGUCAGUUUAUAAUUUAACUUAACGCUGCGUUUUAACUCGGUUAAGUAACUUCACGACGCUCCCUAAUUACCACACGACCUUUACCCCGUCUCGCAUGCUCAGUGCUGCACCGCUGUAGUGUAGCAUGCUGUGUGUAAUAACAGGCAGCCUGUGCACACUCCGAAAGGGACACGCUUUUAAAGACGUGCUAGUGCGUUUGCCGAGGCUUGUGUCUCGUAGAAACAUGUCGUCGUCUCAAGCUAAGCGGCCGGUUUCCUUACUGGGCUCCAUGGCGUUCGGGGGACGAGCCGACGCCGAGCUGAGCCUGGAGAUGGUGAAGGCUUUCCUGGGUAGGGGGCACAACCAGCUGGACACAGCCUUCAUGUACAUGGACGGAAAGUCAGAAGAAGUCAUAGGAGGCAUGAAUCUUCCUAAAACGGUAAGCAUAGCUACUAAGGCCAACCCUUGGAAUGGGAAGACACUGAAACCAGAGAGUGUCCGCUCCCAGCUGGAAACCUCCCUCCAGAGGCUGAAGACCGACUGUGUGGACCUUUUCUACCUCCACGCCCCUGACCACGAAAAUCCCAUUCAGGAUACUCUUAGGGCCUGCAAUGAGCUGUACAAAGAGGGAAAAUUCAAGGAGUUUGGCCUAUCAAACUAUGCAUCGUGGGAAGUGGCAGAAAUUGUGUGCCUCUGCAGACACAACAACUGGAUAGUUCCCACUGUGUACCAGGGAAUGUACAAUGCCACCACAAGACAGGUGGAAACAGAGCUGCUGCCAUGCCUCAGAAAUUACGGGAUCAGAUUCUAUGCUUACAAUCCUCUAGCAGGUGGCCUUCUGACAGGGAAGUAUCAUUAUGAAGACAAAGAUAAUACUCAGCCUGCGGGACGAUUCUUUGGUAACAACUGGGCUGCAGCAUACAGGGACAGAUACUGGAAGCAGAGUCAUUUCCAGGCCAUAGAUUUGGUUCUAAAAGCCUUAGAGACGGUGUACGGUUCGGAGAAACCCUCCCUGACUUCUGCUGCUAUGCGCUGGAUGUACCACCACUCCCAACUCAAGGGUGACUUUGGAGAUGGAGUCAUCAUCGGCAUGUCAACUAUGGAGCAACUUCAGCAGAACUUGGCUGCUGCAGAGGAAGGUCCUCUGGACCAGAGAGUGGUCGAUACCUUUAAAGAAGCCUGGGAUCUCGUAGCCCACGAGUGUCCAAACUACUUUAGAUGAAGACUUCCUUCCUCUGAUGACUAAAUCUGCUAAAGCCCCAUUUCACUUAAUUACCACCUUUUAUCUUUUUGUUGAAAUAGUUUUCUUCGAAUGAAUCAACGAGUGUUUUGUUGAUGUGUAAGAGCACUUCAUUGUCAAUCGAAAAAUGACACUUAAAAAUAAUGUUUUGAGAAGCCUUAAAUUCUGGCAUGUUUUCCUAAAUGAAUAAUUUCUAUGAAAUGGGUUGGCUUAACGCAUUAAUGGUAAUGUGUUUAAUUGUUUGAAUGAAAGUAUUUGCUUGCAGUACAAGCCUUUCCCACAAUGUAAUGGCAAAUGUUGAAAAAAAAAAAAAAAAGCAUCAACAUAACUACAUGUACAAGAGUGAUUCUUUUGACUCCAGUCCAGUUUUUACCAAACAACAACUCAGUCCAGAG